Molecule: messenger RNA, 876 nt
Organism: Saprolegnia parasitica CBS 223.65
Lineage: Eukaryota; Oomycota; Saprolegniomycetes; Saprolegniales; Saprolegniaceae
Exons: 2
Coding region: 1-876 (291 amino acids)
Biological process (GO): ubiquitin-dependent protein catabolic process; positive regulation of proteasomal ubiquitin-dependent protein catabolic process; protein polyubiquitination
Cellular component (GO): cytoplasm; ubiquitin ligase complex
Molecular function (GO): ubiquitin conjugating enzyme binding; zinc ion binding; ubiquitin protein ligase activity
Source: RefSeq, a predicted model, not a curated record
AUGAUGCAGACAACCUCGGCGUCGUGCCUACUAGCUUCGGAGAACCAUGACAUCGAUCACGGUGUUGCGCAACUCGGCGAGCCGCUGACAGCCCCAUGCAAAAUUUGCCUCCACGACCGACCUCUCGAGCGUGCUUACCAAUGCCCGCACUGCGACGCCCAUUUCUGCUACGACUGCUUCCAUUUGUACUUGACAAACAAGAUUGAGAACGGCGACAUCGCGCCGCACCAACUCGUGUGUCCAGGCGAUUGCCGGCAACCAGUGCCGCGCCACGUUCUCGCACGAGUCGUGUCAGCGAGCCAUCUCCAAAAGUACGUUCGCUUUCUCGAAGCGUACGAGCUCCGUCAGCGCGGUCAUCGGUACUGCCCGCGGCCGCAGUGCGGCCAGCUGCUGCCGACGUCAACCUCCCACAAGACCAAGCCCAAGCGCCGCAUCGACUGCCCGAGUUGCCUCCAGUCGUCGUGUCGCGACUGCGGCGGCGACUACCACCGGUGGUCGCGCUGUGACCACGCGUACACGGUGUGGUGCGAGAAGAACGGCGCGCAACGCUGCCCAUGGUGCUCGACCAUGAUUGAAAAGGUCGACGGCUGUAGCAGCAUGGAGUGCGCGUAUUGUCGCUUUGAGUUUUGCUGGCGGUGUCGCGUGGACCUGGACGACCAUAACACCGCGCUGUGCUCGCUGCGCGCGAUUGCACGCUCCGAGCACCGGUACUUUGGUCCAGUGGCGCCCGUCCGCUUUGUGACCAAGACAGUCGCCGGUGUCGUGACUGCGGGCGCCACCAUUGUUGUGAUCGCCGUCGCGGCGCCACCUCUCGCUAUCCUUUACGCCGGCUGCCAGAUCUGUUAUGGCCACGGCAUCCCGAUCUUUGGAACAUGA